CCUGACAGUGGUGUCGCUGGCUCCUUUGAGCCUUCAGUCAGUCCUCGGGGCUAUUUGGCCCAUUUCCCUGCCUCUGUGAGUAUCACAAACAUGGCGGAAAGCGAAUUGAACGUUGACAGCCUCAUAUCUCGACUACUGGAAGUGCGAGGAUGUCGUCCAGGAAAGGUUGUUCAGAUGACCGAGGCUGAGGUGCGGGGGCUCUGCAUCAAGUCCAGAGAGAUUUUCCUGAGCCAGCCGAUCCUACUAGAACUGGAGGCUCCACUCAAAAUCUGUGGUGAUAUCCAUGGGCAGUACACAGAUUUGCUGAGGCUGUUCGAGUAUGGAGGUUUCCCGCCUGAGGCCAACUAUCUGUUCUUGGGCGAUUACGUGGACAGGGGGAAGCAGUCGCUGGAGACCAUCUGCCUGCUGCUCGCCUACAAGAUCAAAUACCCAGAAAACUUCUUCUUGCUCCGAGGGAACCACGAAUGUGCCUCCAUCAAUCGCAUCUACGGCUUCUAUGAUGAGUGCAAGCGCAGGUUUAACAUAAAACUCUGGAAGACCUUCACAGACUGUUUUAAUUGUCUGCCCAUCGCUGCGAUUAUUGAUGAGAAGAUUUUCUGCUGCCAUGGAGGGCUCUCACCUGAUCUACAGUCCAUGGAACAAAUCCGCCGCAUUAUGAGACCCACUGAUGUCCCAGACACAGGCUUGCUGUGCGACCUGCUGUGGUCAGAUCCAGACAAAGACGUCCAGGGCUGGGGGGAGAACGAUCGGGGAGUUUCCUUCACCUUUGGGGCAGACGUGGUCAGCAAGUUCCUCAACCGCCACGACCUGGACCUCAUCUGCAGAGCACAUCAAGUUGUUGAAGACGGUUAUGAGUUCUUUGCCAAGCGACAGCUGGUGACGCUGUUCUCCGCCCCCAACUACUGCGGGGAGUUUGACAAUGCAGGCGGCAUGAUGAGUGUGGACGAGUCCCUCAUGUGCUCCUUUCAGAUCCUGAAGCCGUCAGAAAAAAAGGCAAAGUACCAGUACGGAGGCGUGAACGCGGCCCGGCCCGUCACCCCGCCUCGUACCGCUCAGGCCCCGAAAAAGAGGUGAGCGGCUGGCCUUGACUCUCCUGCUCGUCCCCCGGUUUAUCUCUGUCCCGCGUCCCUGCAGGCUGCCUCAAACACUCCAGCCUUCUCUCAGCCAGCUUGUUCAUGUGUAAAAAAAUAAAUAAUUAAAAAUUAAAAAAAAAAAAAAAAGCGAGUGUCUUAUGCUUGUUUCUGUGGGUGUUUUUAUGAACAUGUAUUUUUCAUUUUCUUAUUUGAUGCCAUGGUCUGCAUUAACUCAGCCCUGCUGCUCACUCCAUUCGGCAAUAUUUAAACCAAACCGUGCAAUGGGAAAGCUGUUAAGACACGUUGCUUCUCUUCCUUCACAUGAACUAUUCCCAUAGUGAUUUUGUGAACGCAUGCCUGCUUGUGAGAUGGAGAUGGGUUCUUUGUUCUGUAAAACCCGUUCAUACUCAAACGGCUCCAAUUGUUUUUCAUCCUUCUGCCAUUGCCCACUUAUCUGGUGGAUGAAGUGCUACACUGCUUAAUGGAAUAGUUCUGCAUUUUGAGAAAUGUGCUUGUAUGCUAUCCUGUUGAGUUGGAUAAGAAAGUCUAUACCACGCUCUGUCAAAUAUGAAACGCGUCAGCUGCUGGCUAAUGUAGCUUAGCAAACAAGUGGAACAAACAUGAAGCAUUGUUCCUAUUUACAUGCACUCUCUGCAACAAGAGAAUUUGACUUUUUUUAGUUAGAUUGCUAUGACUUUCCCUUAGACUUAAUGUUUUAUCCUCAGAGAUAUCAUUAAUUUCCAGAUAUUUUGAUGGUAUGAGAAAAAAAUAAUUGUCAAUAUUCCAAGCGUAAUUGUGUUAAAGCCUAUUUAGAUCUGUAAAUUUUGGUGAGUGAGUAAAGCGAUUACAGUAGGUGUGUAGAAAGACAAAGGAAGAUCUCGCUGGGAAAAGGACAGGAUUUAACUAGAAUUGGUGUCAUUACGUUCAUUUUAACAGUAGAUUUUGACCUCGUGCAUUGUUGCACUUCUAUUUAGGCCGGUCAUAACUACUUAUGUUGGACCAUGUAUUUUCCCAGGAAUAUUUGCCAUUGGUUAUUAUAUUAAUAAUAUUGAUUUAGGACUAUUUGAUGUUGCUUAUGUGAUGAUUAUUUAAUAGCAUAAUAGGAGCAAUUACUUAACACAAUUGACAAGUCUUGUAAUGGGAGGAACAGUUGGCUAAAAUGAAUCUUAUGUAAAUAAACAUGCACUUCGUCACAACAGGGAAUAUUGACCUCAAAGAUGAUUGAAGUUUUGUCAAUUAUACGAUAAAUUGAUAAAUGAUUGAGGUUAUGUCCAUAUAUUGUAUAAGUGGUUGAUGUAAUUAUUGUAACAGGGCAUUCAUUGUAAAGACGUCAAAAUCCUCAAGGCAACACAACGAUUUUUGGAUUAUUGCUGGCUAGUUGUAUUGGUUAAAUAUUUCCCACUUAUUAAUGAACACUGAACCGACGGGUUUUUUGUUUGUUUAAAUCUUUCCUUUUGCUUUGUAAAUUUAUCAGUCUUCAAGUUGGAAACAGUUAAGACGUUUUGAGAUUUGUAUGAGUUUGUUUGAAACGAGUGAAAUAAAAGGUGUUGAGCCUG
Molecule: messenger RNA, 2629 nt
Organism: Gasterosteus aculeatus aculeatus (three-spined stickleback)
Lineage: Eukaryota; Metazoa; Chordata; Actinopteri; Perciformes; Gasterosteidae
Product: serine/threonine-protein phosphatase PP1-beta catalytic subunit
Cellular component (GO): cytoplasm; nucleus
Molecular function (GO): protein serine/threonine phosphatase activity
Source: RefSeq, a predicted model, not a curated record